AUGGAAUUGGUGGACGAAUUCUGUGAUUUGUUACAGAUUCAUGGCAAUCGUGAUAAGAUAGUGUCGUUAACGUGCUACACCCUUAAAUUUUGGGGAGCGACUACGAAACGCCAGAAUUUGCUUACGGCAAGCGCGAAGCUAGCUAGCGCCAGAGCUGCAUUACGACUGUUCGAUGAUGCUGCUGUGCUAAAAGCCUCUCUUCAAUACGGACUAGGAAGACAGGAUGGUCCAUGGUGGGGAACAUUAGGUGUAACGAAUGGUGUAUUUACUUUAGCUUACUUGCAAGCUGAGAAGAUAGUAUUUUUACUUGACACUGGCGUACUAAAAUUGAAUGAAGAAAGUGCUCUCAAAUUUAGGAUUGCACACAAAUUAUUCUGGUCUUUAUAUUCAUUUGUUGCAUUCAUUAGAUCAAUCAAAGCGUUACAUAAUGCAGCUCAAACAUUAAAAGAUCCGAAUCGUCCAAAGUGCGCUUCAGCAAGGUUUACGCAAGCGUCUUUAACGACUACAAAGAUGCUACUCGAUGUCAUCCAUGUGGUCAACUGGUUGCCUAGAGGCUGGCUAUGGGGGAGUUACUUAGAUAAUUCCCACGCUGCUGGUAUCGCAACUCUGUCUGGAGUCUUGGGUUUAGUCAUCCAUUAUCGAGGGAAACGAUUGCUUCCACGA
This is a messenger RNA of Brenthis ino (lesser marbled fritillary), 663 nucleotides long. NCBI's taxonomy places the organism in Eukaryota, Metazoa, Arthropoda, Insecta, Lepidoptera, Nymphalidae. The record is from the annotation of a GenBank genome assembly.